AGGCACCUUACAGCUGAGGAGCUUCUUGACAACAUCCAUGACCUCUGCCAGGUCUGUCUCUCUAGGUCGAUGGCGAGAAAGCUGCAAGCAACACCAAACAGGCACAUUCUGAACAGGCACUGCACUUGUUAAUUGAAAACCAGAAACAGACAGAGAUCAUUUUAGGACACAGUGGUUGAGAGAUUACAUCAGUGAUGUCUAAGCUCAUCAGCAUGCUGAUGUAAUGAUACAGUGUGAAGGUGGCUUGAGGAUGAAGCAUAUAUGUUAUGUGUUGCAGGAAACACCCACAUCAGACCUUCUCUGCCCUCGUACAAAAAACAUGUCUUCUAACCUCCUGACUUGACUUCUGAGCUGGGAUGGAUCAUGUGGGAUUUGGCAGUCAAAAGAUCUUUAUGGUGAAUGUUUAGCUUCUUUAACAUGAUGAACUUUGCUUUUUCUGCUAUACAGUUUGCUGAUACAACUACAACAGGCCAAAAGAGCUUUUUGUCUUCACAUAUCACUGUAUAAUGUUGUCUGUGCUGCAGCCUAAGGCCAAUAUCACUGAUAAUGUGGAGUAUCAAACAUUGCAGGAGAUAAUGUUGCUUGGUGUGUUAUCCAUAGGGUCAAGCUGUUCUUUCCUCUACAUUAACUUUGUUUUGCUGUUCACGUUGAGGAAUAAGCAGGUGUUUUGUGAGACAUCUCGUUACAUUCUGCUGUAUAAUCUGCUCUUUGCAGACACUGCUCAUCUGGUCUGCGACGUUCUGCUUUACUUGCUGGCAGCUUUACAGACAAACAUCUCAUAUUAUGCGUGUGGUUUCCUCAUUGUGUUCUCAGAUUUCACAGCCCCGAUCUCUCCUCUCACCUUGGCUGUGAUGUCUCUCGAGAGAUUUGUGGCUGUGUGCUAUCCACUGCGACAUGCUACCAUCUUUACUGUGAGAGCCACGGGCAUGGCUGUUGCUCUGGUGUGGGCUUUCAGUUUUAUUUACAUUCUCAUUCGAGUUUUUAUGUUGUUCUAUUUGUUAACAUUAAUCUCCCUGAAUCCACACAUGAAUGACUUCUGCUCUAAAGAAUCCUUUUUCUUUGCACCAGUGUUUAAUGACUUUGAAGUAGCAUAUGCCAGUACUCUCUUUCUGUCAGUGGGUGCAACAAUCGUGGCCUCCUAUAUUGGCGUAGCGCUGGUAGCCAGGUCUGCCUCCACAGACAAAGCCUCAGCUAAAAAGGCUCUUCAAACGCUUCUGUUUCACCUGAUUCAGCUAAGCCUGGCUCUUGCCUCCACCUUGUUCUCCACCAUCAUUGCAGCCAUCAUUUUAACAGUGGGGAGGUUAGCCCUUUUGCGCAUUUACGCUUUAUGCUUUGUGUGCUUUAGUAUCCUGCCAAGGUGCCUGAGUUCUCUCAUCUAUGGACUCAGGGAUCAAACCAUCAGACCGAUACUUAUGCAAAACCUGUGCUGUGGCUGGAGAUGCCUAAAAAAAGCCAAUAACAGUUUCAAGUGAGUCAGUAAAGACUCUUCAUCAUAAUGAUUUAUGUUUAUGUACCAUGUAAAAAAGUGAUGAAUGGAAAAUAUAUAUAAUAGAAAAUAUUUGAUUUUUUUUAUGA
Molecule: messenger RNA, 1575 nt
Organism: Scatophagus argus
Lineage: Eukaryota; Metazoa; Chordata; Actinopteri; Scatophagidae
Product: odorant receptor 131-2-like
Exons: 1
Coding region: 507-1472 (321 amino acids)
Biological process (GO): G protein-coupled receptor signaling pathway
Cellular component (GO): membrane
Molecular function (GO): G protein-coupled receptor activity
Source: RefSeq, a predicted model, not a curated record